AUGGCCCUUCUCGUGAGCGAUCCAGACGUGUUCGAGCAGAUUGUGCAUCACAUCUUCCUGCCGCCACAACUACCGCAAGAGAGGAGCCAUGCUUGCAUCGACGCCGCGAUCUUCCGCGUCACCUCCGCCGCCCUGGCCGAGUUCGAAAUGAGCCUUCAAACGCAGGAUUCUAUGAGACCGGCCGUCUCCAGAGCUCGCACUACGCUCAUGGCCGCGAUCGAUUGUCACAGCUCCACCGAUGGAGGCAUUAGCGAGUUUGUGCUGCGUGAUCGGAUGGAGCGCCUGGAAGUCGGCGGAACGAUUAUACUGCAGAUUCGCGCUCAGAACGCUGGCCUGAUCUUCACCAGGCAGCCCCAGUGCGUUCGUUUCGAGGUGUUCGAGCUGGCGCCUCAGAAUCAGGAGGUAAUUGCCGCAAAAGGCCGUCUUAUCCGACAGUUUCCUGGGUUUGCGCUUGAUGUUCCAUCUACGACCUACGACGAUGCCUAUUUCCGUGCAACUCUGGCGCAGACCCUCGCUACUAUGAGCGGUCAGUCUGCUCCCGGUGUUCAACCUCAAAUUCUCAAGGCUGGCAGAUUUGUUGACGAGGAGCGUGACACGACACAUCCAGCCAUGGUCACGGAAUUUCUAAUGGGGUUUCUGAUGGCCCAUGGCCGUGCCGUUGACAGCAUCAUCACGGUCACCAAGAACACUCGCGACGAUGUCUUGUUCAAAGAGAGCGAGAUGCCGUGGAGGCGAUCGCCGGCGUACUUGUUGAUCCGAGUUUCCUUGCACCUGUUAUUCACCCGCCACUUAAAAGGAAGCGACACAUUGUACAAAGCAUUCAUGGCUUUCUUCAUGGCAAAAUUGUUGCAAAACGCACAACGCCUGGGCAUUUCGACAGACCUCCAGUACGCAAUGAGCGCCAAGGUCGCUCGCAGAUUGCAGAAGCAGACUAACUCUGGCAAAGGCAUGCCGGACCAUGUACGUAAACUUCUCCACGAUGUCCAGGACGACUGCAGCACCGCCAUUUCGAGAGCAUGGGUCGACUUGCAGUAUCAUGAAUACAAUCCAUGUCGAACGCUGUCGAGUCUGGCGCAAUUGCAAUUCUCCAACGACAGCGUGAUCGACUUGCCUCUUCUCGAUGACUGGCUUGCCGCUCGUCCCUUUCGACAAAGUACAAACUUGAGCUCUCCGAACCAGUUGUCCUCUGAGCUGCACUUGCACGCGCAGCUGCGUUUUCCCAGUCUCCAGCAGAAGCUCUCGGAGGAAUACAGAAUCGCGAAUUUGCACUCCUUUGAAGAUUGGUGCGCCCAGAGCCUGCGAGCUUCCGUCACAGCGCACGAUAUUGAUACAGUAUGCCACCAGGUCUAUAGCUUGAUCGUGAGGUACCAUCAGCACGCGACAUCACAGUAUGAAGCCGCCUCAGGCGCGCCGCCUCGUCCAAAUAAUCCAGAAGAAUCAUCGAGCAUGAUAUUAAUUAUCCUGGAGCUGUGGCAAGCCAUGGACAAGCAAGCGGUGGAGAACUGCUCCUUGCUUGCAGAGUACGAUCCGCAGAUACCGGUCGCAUUGUUUCAGAAUCUGCUUUUGCCCACGCGUGACCAAAUGGUAAGGCUGGAACGCCUGGAAGUGUACCUUCACACUCGGCAGACUCGUGCCCGAGAAAGAUUGUCGAGCGAUCUGUUCGGCGAUGCUAAAGAUAAUGACUGUUUCGCUGUGCGCUACUUUGAGCAGGAUGAUGCUAUGCAGGCGCUCUUCGAGGACAUCACUGCCCGUGGCAGAGAAGGCAGAGAAGCAAAAAUCAAGGAGCUCUACGCAAAUUACGAGCGGUAUGAGAAGCUAGAAAAUGAGAUCGCGGGCAUGGAGUGCAGCUUCUUUACAGUAGAGAUCGAGGCAACGUCUCGGAUUGGCGUGCAAUCACUGCGCCGACAUGACGAUAGAAGGUGCGAGAAGUGCGCGAAAAUUCACGACAGAGACGCAAUGAGAAUUAGCGUCCAUGAGUGGCCAUUGCCAUCGCGCCAAGAGCAGGCGAAGGCCGUUGUGUUUGAGCUUUGCAUACCGCGAUGGUAUGCAGAUUGGCGGGACUGCACAGCUUAUUUGCUACAGGACGUUCUCCAGCUCAACAACAAAGGAGCCGACCGCCCUAAGAAUCAGUACGCUCUCGAUAAGGACCCACACGUUGGGCAGAACUAUCACUCUGAAGGACAGCGUAUCAUACUCUGGACAAAGAACAAGACGCAUGUCAAGACUCAUCGAAGAACGCGAUAUGUUUCGACGGCGGUCGAAAAGGACGUAUGUGUGGACAAUGCCACUUUUUACCAAUACCUCGAUACUGAGUCCAAGCAGUUCGUGGGACGAUACGAGUCGCACAAGAAGGCGGAGGUAGCAUGCACGUACCUUUUGCCACAACACACUCGAGAAUUGCAACCAUUUCUUUUUCGACCAGCGGAUGCACCUGAUGGCCCUUCACCAAAUAUGAUCAUUGCGAGUCAAUCGCUGUGCCCAUCCGAUGGCAUGACGGUCGAUGAGUUCAAAGAGAUGUGUAGUAUUCCGGGGGGCACCGCCGUUCAGUGGUACAACAUCGCCCUCCAACUCGCUUCCCCGACUGUCGAUCUCAAGAAGGAGGAGACAGUAUUGGUGUUCCUGCAGUGCAUCUAUCAAGCCGGCCCGAAUCAGGAUGAAGGCAGUGCUGGGACGAAUGGGGUGUCUCGCGCUUCUCACGCUGUGCUCAACCACACAGACCUCGCACGAACACUCCUUGAAUGCCUUGAGGCCUCACUUGAGAAGAUCAAAAGAAACUGGGAAAGCAUGCACGCGCUGGUGGUGUUCACCGCGAUUGCCAGCCGGCUGCUGACGAUGAACGCUGAAGUGCAGCUUGACUGCCUGAGUUUCUUGCAGAAGGUUCGUGAGACUGCAUUCUUUUGGCUACAAGAUGUGCACGAGAGGGCCCAAGCAGCUGAGGAUCAUGUUGUCCGAACUCAAUUCCUGUCGAAAGGCAUCGACAUCGCCUUGAUUUGCGGCAUGACUUUUGACGUUGAUCGCACUCAUUUGACCGGGGUCUUAGCUGAAGACGACAAUGUCUGGAUCCUGCUUCGGUGUGCCAUGGCCAUAGCCGAGCGUGCAAAGGCGAAGCAUCACCCCAUCAUCCGGGGCGCUAUCAGCCAUACUGGCCUCGAUCGAGCUGUAAAGAACGUCUGGUCAGGAUACCCAGUUGAAGGUUCCGUAUGGCGCGCCUUGGAAGUGGACUACUGGUUGCAGACGACUAUAUUCGCAAGGUGUAGCACAGAGCCUGCGACAGUCCAGUUCAAUCUCCUCACCGGAGAACUAUUGGUCGAUGGACUCCAGCACAAGACACCGCCCCUUGUAUACGAGAGGCACAGCACUUACAAGGCUCUGUUUGGUGAUUCAUCCGUCGAAGUCAUGCCGUCCAAAAUCAAACCUGCGAGCUUUGCGACAAAAGGGACGUAUGGUGGGUACAGUGUUCAUAUCGGCAUAACCAAGAAGGAUCCCCUGAUCCGCCGCGAUUUAGUUGUCAUAGCCGUGGAAGAAGCUACACGGACAGGCGACGCCAGAGUGUUCGAGAUUGUCCCGAGUCGACUCCUGCGCGAGUGUUUGCCAGAACGCUUCGUGACCGGCCAUGUCCAUUGGUACGAUACGCAGAGUGGCUCGCUGCAGUUUCGGUCCAUCACAGCCCCGUGGGACGCCAUGUCCCCUUCUAAUUGGACGCUGGUGAGGUCCGACGUUGAUACAGGGUGGCAUUUGCAACGGGGAGAGACCUACUUACUGGGCUCCCGUUGCCAAACUUCCGUACAAAUUGCCCAGGCAUUGUCUCCGCUUGUACAUUCUUCCAGGAUUGAAAUCGUUCUUCAGGCCGACCAGAAAUCGCUUGAGGUUGAAAUACCGACAGCUCGGCUUGGCUUCACGUUGCAGUCAGGACAGGAUACUCUACGCUCCAAAGAGUACCGAGGCAUGAUUGUUGACCGGAAUCAGUCUGCUGGGACACUGAUCGGGCUGUCCAACAAGCUGCUCCUUCGUCCGUUGAAGAAAGCGAACCGGCUCAUCUUGAUACCUGAUGGAGAUGUGUCGUAUAAGCGGUGUGCGAAUCACGUCAACGUCAACAUAGAGCAACAGGAAGCCGAUGGUGUCGUUGACAUUCAUUCCUUUGAGAUCGAUCUGCGACUCGGCCGCCUUGUUGACAACGGCAGCCUGCAAAGCAAGCUGUUCAUCGCUUUUCUGCACGCAGUAACCUCUUUUGCACUGCCUGACCCGCUGACGAAAAGGACUGGCACUGAGCAAGCCUUGUCAGUCCUUCGAUCCGCGGCAAUGCGUUCGUUUGAGGAGCUUUCAGCCCCUAACAUUGAUAUGCUCAUGAAAAUUGCUGCACUGAGCCCCGCUCGAUUCUACUACCCUCCUGAUGCCAAGGUCAUGCAGUCUGUCCGUUGGGAUGACCAACUCAGCUUCAUGGCCCAGCACGGCGACUUCUACAGCGCUGUAGGAGCCAUUCUACGGCAAGCCGCCGCGCUUAGAAUCUUUUACCCAGGCUCGAAUAUCUGUAUACCAUCCCUGACACACAUCGAGAAAGACUUGCAUCAUCGAGACAUGAUUCGCACCGCAGUCUUCCGGGUAGCCGAAUAUGGCGCGGAACACUUUACUACUGUGGAAGACGUGAAAUACCAGUCUCGAGAUCGAGGCCAAGGUUCCCCAUCUGCCACAAAGGCAUGCGUUAUGUCGCGUCUUAUUGUCUCCAACUCCGACAAGCUUCAUUGGAGAUUACCCGAAAAAGGUCAUCUCUGGAAACAGGUAAUGGAUCUGAAGACCCUCUACGGAGCCGCACGACCUUUGCAGGUGGACAGAAUGGCGUUCGAUGCACGUUUGAUGCAGGGGAACAAGACUGAUGUCAAUCGGCCUGCGCUAAUGAUGUGGCUCUCAACAAUGGCACUGUCGCCAGACGCAGACAUGGCUUUGUUGCAGGUGGUGGCAAUGUUUCUCACAGCGCAAUCAUUGCGAGCUGUGGUUCCGCCCGCAGCGAAGUCUUUCUGUCCUGCAGAAGGGCAGGACAUAACGUUGGAAGAACUACAGUCAAAUAUUGCAGAUGCAGCCGUUUCCUACAAGCAUAGUCCGGACGCCAAAACACAAUUUUUGCGGGCACCAUAUGGAAAUCGUGUGAACGGUAUGCUCGAGAUGCGCCGGAACAACCAAGCUCUGCAACGAUAUCUUGAUGACUUGCAAGUCGCCGUGUCCAGCCUAUCGAGCCAACCCAUUUCAGUGCCGAAUAUGGCUAUUUCCCACGGGCUUAGAGCACCGUCAAUACCAGGACACGCCACUGUUGAGCAUGUCUUUGCCGACUUCGUGCCGCAGGCAUUGCGAGACGACAGGUUCCCCAGGCUCGCAACACAGACGUACACUUCUAAGACGGGUGCCACGUCUGAAGAUGCAUGUCCCAAUCUGAGAGCUGUAGUAAAUGUUCUGGAGGAAGAGACCGCCAACCAGGAGUUGUUCAAGAAGACCUACGUGGAGGGCCUUCGUGGCAGUAUGAACGCUCUACAAUUGAAGCGUCGUAUCGACGAUAUUGUACAACCCACCUUGGCUGAGCUCAAUGAGCACCUUUCACGUUGCGAGGAGUUCUUGAAGCUCAUUUUCGCGAAUUUGGUCACUGCGUCACGAACUCAGCUGGAGAAGCAAUCUGGAGGCCGCGAAGAUCUUCACUGGCCUCGACCAUCUCCAUCUCUCUUUCUUGCGCAGCUGAACCGUGAUCGAUGGCAGGCGCUCCCCAGCCAGUGGAAGAAGCCGAUUGUCCAAUAUGGCAUAGCGAUUACCGCCGUGCAGCGAGCAGAACGGCUUCUCAACGCUGAAGCCUCGAAAAACUUGGACGAUAUGCAACGCGAACUCUCCGAGGUUGGACAUACCAACUGGGACCCCCUCGCCCAGCCAGAGACUCUGCUGCUUGAGGUUGAAGGAGCCAUCAUGGUGCGAGAUGUUCAGGAGGACAUUGCCAGGGAGAUGAGGAGUCCCAGCAGCAGGGGUAAUCAGGUCGUCCAACUGAAUAUGGGAGAGGGCAAAUCAUCUGUCAUCGUUCCAAUGGUGGCUGCAGCUCUGGGGAAUGGCAAGCAAUUGGUUCGUGUGAUUGUUGCGAAACCACAGUCCAAGCAAAUGGCACAGAUGCUCGUUUCGAAGCUGGGCGGUUUGGUGAAUCGGCGCAUUUACUUUAUGCCAUACUCUCGCGCAUUGAGACUCACAAGAUCAUCUGCUGAGGCCAUCGAUGAGCUAUGCCGAGAGUGCAUGAAGAUGGGCGGUAUUCUCCUUCUCCAACCUGAGCACAUCCUUUCUUUCAAACUGACCGGCCCCGAGAGCGUUCUAGCUGGCAACAAAGACGCCGGCGCGAGUUUUCUUCGAACGCAGGAACUCUUCGAUAAAUUCUCCCGGGACAUCGUGGAUGAGAGUGACGAAAAUUUCAAUGUCAAAUUUGAACUUGUCUAUACGCUGGGCAUUCGGAGACAGGUUGACUUCGCUCCCGCCCGUUGGGGUUUUGUCCAACACUUUCUAGCGCUGGUCAAAGUGCAUGCUCAAGCAUUGGCUGAGCAGGAUGCAAAGACCAUGGAGUUCAAUACUCGCGGUGAAGGAGGCUUCCCGCGAAUACGCAUACUGCAGGAAGAGGUUGCCCGGGAGCUCGUGUAUCGCAUUGCAAAGGAUGUGACAGAAUUCGGCUUGCUAGGGCUGCCUACCUCGUCACAAUCAGAUACAGUUCGAGCCAGCUUGUUCAAGUACAUCACGACACCCGAUCUGACCCCUGAACAAACAGCCGCGGUCGAGACAUCGGCAUUCUGGACUGCGAACACGAAGCAGGCACUUCUCCUCACUCGUGGUUUACUAGCUGGUGGAAUCUUGCAGUUCAUUUUCUGUCUCAAGAGAUGGCGAGUGACCUACGGUCUGACCACUCGAAGUCCCGCAACAAGGCUUGCAGUGCCCUACCGCGCAAAGGACAGCCCCUCGCCGCGUUCCGAGUUCAGUCAUCCGGAUGUUGUGAUUCUGCUGACCUCGCUGUCAUACUACUACGGUGGCCUACCAGAUGAGGACUUAUUCACUGCACUCGGUCACCUGAUGACGUGCGAUCAAGCCGAUGCGGAGUACCUGACAUGGCUAUGGGAUGUCGACGUACCAGUGGAGUAUCGACAUCUCGCCGGCAUCAAUAUCAAGGAUCGCGUGCAUUGUAUUACGAAGGUCUUCCCGCAUCUUCGCUACUCGAAGGGUGCUAUCGACUACUGGCUCAGCCACGUUGUCUUCCCAAGAGAGAUGAAAGAAUAUCCACACAAGCUCUCUGCCUCUGGUUGCGAUCUAGGAAGGCUAAAGACGCUUCCCACUACUUGCUUUUCCGGAACGAACGACAGUCGCGCUCUGCUUCCGCUGGACGUGCGUCAGAUCGACAUACCAGAGCAAAUGCAUACCAAUGCGCUUGUCCUCGAAUAUCUCCUGCGAUUUGAAAACACAGUCGCGCUUAUGCCCAGCACUGCCGACGCCUCGGCUACAGAUGCGGAGCAAUUGCUGGAUAUGGUCAUGAAUCUGAGACCAGUGCCCCAGGUCAUUCUUGAUGUGGGUGCUUUCGUGCUGGAGCUCGACAACAAAAGCGUGGCUGCAUCUUGGCUCGCAAAGUAUCAUGCGAACGACAAGAGCGCUGCGGUGUUCUGCAACGACCAGGAUGAACUGUCGGUGAUUGAUCGCACAGGUCGAAUAGAGUUAUUGCAGACGUCUUCGUACAAGGAGAGAAUGGACAUGUGUAUUGUCUACCUAGACGAAGCGCACACUCGUGGCAUUGAUCUCAAGCUGCCAGUGCAUUGGCGAGCUGCGUGCACGCUCGGAGCUAACUUGAGCAAGGAUCGGCUGGUCCAGGCUUGCAUGCGGAUGAGGAAGCUCGGAAAGGGGCAGACGAUUGUCUUCUGUGUGCCUAACGAGAUCAAAGAGUCGAUAUUACGCGAUCGCGCAGACAACGAGACCAACGUGGAGAUCACGACCGCCUCUGUGGUCCGAUGGGUGAUUUUGCAGACUUGGACGGAGAUCAAACACUCAAUGGCUCUGUGGGUUGCGCAAAACCAUCGAUUCAACAUCCAAAAAGAGCUGUGGGACAAGAACACUGUUGAUGGUCAUUACCAGUUGAAUGAGACGAGCGCACGGGAGUUCCGCGAAGAAGAAGCUCGAACUCUGGACUUCCGCUAUCGCCCCAAACCGAGCAAAAAGGCACCGUUGGAGAUUCUGGCGAAGGAUACCAAGCAUCGCUCGCGUGCCAUCAUUGCACGAUGUGAGCUGUAUGGCAUGCUCUCCUUCAAUGCGCGUAAGCUUACGGAGGAGCAAGAGCGAGAGCUCUCGCCAGAAUGUGACGUGGAUGCGGAGCGUGUGGUCCAGAAGCCACCGGCGGCACAGGCAGCCCAAAACCACCUUCAUCGAGACAUUUUGUCAUUUGUCAUGACAGGUGAAGCCAAGCAGCACUCCUCGGCCUACGGUCCAGCGUUUCAUACGUUGUCAAACACAAGUCCUGCUUUGCACUUCGACGUCACGCAAUUCCAAGAUCAACGCAUGCUCGUAUCCACGGAUUUCUCUCGCACCAUUCUCGAUUCCGGAAAAGGAGCCCUCCACGACUCCUAUCAACGCUCUGUCCAGUGGGUUCUGACCGGACUGGGCAAGAGCGAUUCCACCGCCGAAUACAUCAUCAUCAUUUCUCCGUACGAAGCCCAGCAUCUCGUAGCGAGAGGCGCCCUUCUCCACUCGCGCGCUGCUCUCCAUCUCUAUCGUCCCCGCUACAACAUCCGCUAUCGUCCAAUGGAGAAACUCGACUUUUACCAGAUUUCCUCUCCAGCUCUCACCGUCCACGUACCUCUGAGCUUGUCCGUUCAGUUGGGCGUUUUUGCUGGCCAACUCUAUUGGAAUUCCUACGCUGAGUAUGUGGCUACCACCCGCUUUCUCGGUUUGCUCUCGAAGCCGGCUGAGCAGGGCCAGGAGGUUACGAUGGAUGGAUUUAUUCGAAACAAUGAGGUUGGUCUUGGCUCGAGUCCUGUCAAUUUCUUGAAAGUGUUUCUUUCCAAGAUUCGACGUGGGGGAGAUGAUAUUUCGAAAAGUCAUAUGGGGAUGCUGUUGGACGGGAAAGUGUUUCGGUCUGGGGAUUUUGAGUGAUGGCACGUCACAUCCUCGAAGGGUAUAGGGUAGUGGAAUGGAUACCUUAAGUGCGAUUGAGCAUGAGUCGGACGAAAAGAUGAGAGGAUGGAAUUGUAGAUAAACACACCGUGUGGGAGUAUUGGACGUGUUUUGUUUCGAGUAGGUAGUUUUCAAUUCUG
Molecule: messenger RNA, 9296 nt
Organism: Sphaerulina musiva SO2202
Lineage: Eukaryota; Fungi; Ascomycota; Dothideomycetes; Mycosphaerellales; Mycosphaerellaceae
Exons: 4
Coding region: 1-9135 (3044 amino acids)
Source: RefSeq, a predicted model, not a curated record